Molecule: messenger RNA, 2118 nt
Organism: Prosopis cineraria
Lineage: Eukaryota; Viridiplantae; Streptophyta; Magnoliopsida; Fabales; Fabaceae
Product: laccase-7-like
Exons: 6
Coding region: 119-1819 (566 amino acids)
Biological process (GO): lignin catabolic process
Cellular component (GO): apoplast
Molecular function (GO): hydroquinone:oxygen oxidoreductase activity; copper ion binding
Source: RefSeq, a predicted model, not a curated record
CACAGACACAGGCUCAGAUAUUUGUUCGUUCAAUCCUAUUCUUAAUUAGUCUUUCUCAUAUAUAGCCUCAGGCUCCCAGUUUUUCUCCUUAUUGUCUAAGAUUUCUUCUCCUCUCAAAAUGGAAGCUUUUCUGGUGCUUUCACUUUUUGCUCUUCUAGCUACCUCCUUCUCAUCUGCUCAUAUAGUGGAGCAUUCAUUUACUGUGAAGGAUCUCAAUGUGACUCGUCUGUGCAAUACACAAACGAUAACUGCAGUUAAUGGCAGGGUUCCUGGACCCAGAAUUGUGGUACGAGAGAAUGACACUUUGGUUGUUCAUGUGCUCAAUGCUUCUCCCCAUAACGUUACUAUUCACUGGCAUGGAAUAUUUCAAAAAGGGAGUCAAUGGGCAGAUGGUCCAGAAUAUAUAACACAAUGUCCUAUUCGACCGGGUCAAAAGUAUACUUACAAAUUCACAAUCAAAGGGCAAGAAGGAACUCUUUGGUGGCAUGCUCACUCUUCUUUUCUUCGUACUUAUGUCUACGGCGCUCUUAUCAUUCGUCCCCCACAUGGUCGCCCUUAUCCUUUCCCUAAACCUCACAAGGAAGUUCCCAUUCUCUUAGGUGAGUGGUGGAAAUCUGAUAUUAUUCAAAUAUUCAACCGAAUUCAAGUUACCGGCGACCUAGUUCCUCCGUCCGAUGCUUUCACAAUCAAUGGCUUUCCUGGCGAUCUGUAUAAUUGCUCUCGAGAUCAUACUUUCAAGUUCAAGGUGAAGCAAGGAAAGACAUACUUGUUACGCAUAGUCAACACUAAUAUCAUCUCACAAAUGUUCUUCAAGGUGGCCAAUCACAAGUUCACAGUUGUCGCGGUGGAUGCCGGGUACACGACUCCGUAUGUCACCGAUGUUGUUGUCAUCGCCCCAGGGCAAACCACCGACGUCCUCCUGAAAGCCGACCAGCCAGUGGGCUCUUACUACAUGGCUGCUUCUGCAUACGUGACCACACAAGUCAUAGGAUUCGACAAUACGACAACGAGAGGGAUUGUCGUUUACGAAGGAGCCUCCAAGGCAAUCCUUCCUUCGAUGCCGGUGUUGCCAGCUUACAACGACACCCCAACGGCCCACAAAUUUUAUACAAAUAUCACAGGGCUUGCCGGUGGGCCUCACUGGAUCAAUUGUCCGCGCAUAGUGGAUGAGCGUAUGUUCAUUACUGUUGGGCUGAAUUUGGACUUUUGUGCACAGAAUGGCACGUGCCUUGGCCCAAUGGGGUUUCGAUACUCUGCGAGCAUGAACAAUGAGUCGUUUGUGAUCCCAAGUGACAAAGGCUCGUCGAUGUUGGAAGCAUUCUUUAAUGAUGCGAGUGGGGUGUACACAAGAGAUUUCCCAGACAAGCCUCCAGUGUUGUUGGACUACACGAACCCGAACAUAAGCUUUGACUUGUCAAGGAUAUUCGCGCCGAAGUCAACGAAGGUGAAGACGUUGAAGUUCAAUUCGACGGUGGAGAUUGUGUUUCAGAACACGGCUUUUGUGGGGAUAGAGAACCACCCAAUGCAUAUUCAUGGGAUGAAUUUCUAUGUAUUGGCUCAAGGAUUUGGAGCGUUCAAUCAAAACAGGGAUCGGAGAAAGUUCAAUCUGGUGAAUCCUCAGAUGCGUAACACUGUUGCGGUGCCGACCGGAGGAUGGGCUGUCAUCAGAUUCAAAGCAAAGAAUCCAGGUAUAUGGUUGGUGCACUGCCACAUAGAUGCACAUUUGCCAUGGGGACUAGCUAUGGCGUUUGAGAUAGAGAACGGGCCCACUCCUGAAACCACAGUGCCUGCACCACCUGAUGAUCUCCCCAAGUGCUAGUUCUUGCCUUUGCAAGAUUUAGAUUAUAUAUAUAUAUAUAUAUAUACUGUUGUUGUUGUUGUUGCUGCAUUAUAUUCAUUUUCUACUUUAUUCUUGUUACUUACUAGCAGAUUUCUUGAUUUACUUACAUAAUUUAAAUUUAUUUGACUGGGGGAUUGAUUUUGAUUCUUCCCAAGUGUAAUAACUCCGGCUUAUCUCUUGACCGGUACAUCCUUGCAAUUAUUUUCCACAAUGAGACCAAUUUUAUAUUUACAUGUAUGCAUGUUAGCAUUGAAUUUCUUCUUUUGUUGUUUCUUCAA